This is a messenger RNA of Trypanosoma brucei brucei TREU927, 3120 nucleotides long. RefSeq lists its product as hypothetical. Bases 1 to 3120 code for a protein of 1039 amino acids. The transcript has a single exon. The record is from RefSeq and is a predicted model, not a curated record. NCBI's taxonomy places the organism in Eukaryota, Euglenozoa, Kinetoplastea, Trypanosomatida, Trypanosomatidae.
AUGUGGAGGAGGCACUGCUGUACGUCACGGCGUGUGCGCUUCCCAGUGACAGCAACACAUACCGGGGCCCUUUCUGUUGGUAUGGUCACAUUUAUGUUUAGCCAAACUGAGAAUCUGCACGAGCCGGCGGCAGCUGGUAGUCGACACAACAGGCACCAGCAUAACUAUCCCAAACAAGCACUCUUCAAGCAACUCCUAAGAGACGUGCGUGGAGGUGAUGUUAGCCGAAACAAUAAUAUCAAUAAUAAUAAUAAUAACAAUGAUAUGGGAGGUGUGGUUUUCCCAAUAGACCAGCCGGUCACAGCAAAUAUCUCCCUGCUGGAACAAUUAGGCGUUAUGGAUCUCAUGGAGCAGCGCACGCAGCAGUUGCCUACGGCUUGUGGCUCCUCCACGUGUGACGCACAUGUUGUAUGUUCUUCAAUUGCCUCAACGACGUUGCCGCCUGCUUCGUCCGCCUUAGAACCGGAAGCACUUCGCUAUAACUUUUCAACUUUUACUGAGGCCUGCCGGGCUGGCGUAGCUUGCCACAUACCUCCUGUGACUGUGCUGCGGAAGGUUCUUGAUGCCGUUUCCAGCGCCGGGAAUAAGUUGGGUGAGAUGGUUGUCCCCUCGGCGGCAGCCACCAUUUUAUUAAAAAAUGCGGCUGAGCGAAUUCAAUGGAAGGCCUCCAAGCUUCAAAAGUUUUUGGAUAGGCGUGAAGCACAUCAGGAGCAGCAGAAGCAAAAGGCUAGUGGUGACAAGGCUAAAGAAACUUAUACCAGUGGGUGGGAACCAUUCAGCGACCGGGGCGAGAUGGGACGGCUGCAGUGGGCGCUUGGCGAAGAAAAGCAUCGCGCUUAUGAGCUAAUGGAUAUGCUCCCGCUCCACCACUCAGUUGGCAAUCACCGACAACAACUUCAAGAUUCGUACGAAAUGAUGAGCGAGUUGCGCGCCAGACUGCAACUGGUGAGUGUCCUUCAAGAUGGCGUGUUGGCUGUUGAUGUGCUUAACAAGCUGCUUCCGUUCUAUGCUGAACAGCAAGGUAGGGCGAAGCAAUACACAGGAGGUGGUAGUGGCAAUGAUACCGGGGUUGACUACAAAAAACGUGUUUGUGAUUUGGGAAAUGACGUGGGUUUGGCGAUUUUGGCGUUCCGGACCAGCGGUGACUUUACCUCGGCCUGCAGACUGUUUGAAGAGUUUAAUGCGAUGGCGGAAGAGUGUUCCCAAACUAUGGACCAAAGUUCCGCUAACGAAAAUAAUAGUAUCUUAAACGGUGACGAGAUGUGCGGUGCAGCUACUGAGGGUUGCAGUGGAACUGACGUCAGGAAUAAUGAUCCUAUCGAAUCAAGUGAUGCUGGUGACCACACGGUGAUAACUUUAGCCGCUACUAAGUUAAAACUAUUAGUUGCGCUCUCCCAGUGUGUGGGUGCCAAUGCAGCACAUUAUGCCUUUGUGCAAAAUAAUGUGCUGCUCCUCACUUCGCAAACCGAUGUUGGUUACUUCCGAGAUACAUGGUGUACUGUACGUGAGGCAGCUUGUGCCGCCUUGAAUGCUUUGGCUCGUGCUGCAAUGGACCCCAUUGCUAAGAUGGAAGCUGCGCACAUGUUUUUCUCGCGGGUGCAACAGUCAUCAGCAGCAGAAGUGUGCACCUCUUCCAGUCUGACAGCUGCUCUGCUGAGCGUUGCGAGCUCUGCUCGCAACGCUCCCGUGGCGGUCCUGCUCUACAAUCAGUUAGCCGCUCCGAAUGUUCGAUUAGCUGAGGUUUCGGAGAAUUCAGCAGCAUUACUGUUAUCAGAGCAGUGUGCCCUACAUGACGCGGCCCGCUACUUUAGUCUUUCUCAGUUGGAUCCACUCGUUAUGCCCUCCUGUGUAGUGCAGUUGCUCGCCGCUAAGCUCAUGCUGCAACAGUGCGACUCUGAGGUUAUUUACACUGUCCUGGAUCUCAUUAAGCCACAGCGGGAAGUAGAACCACAGUGCACAUUUUUUCUCCGUCUGCUUGCGUUCUACCGUGACUUGCAGCGAUGCAGCAGAGGUUGGAGUGGGGAGGAAAACUUUGCUCACGCCCGUAACGUCGUUGAGGCGUGGCGCGCCGAGCUGCGGGGAGCGGGUGUGAGCACGGCUGCACUCACAACACUGCGGCUGUUGCGCCACAUAAGACAGCGGAUUAAAUCUAUAAUGAAAGAGGCAGAAAUGAAGCCUGAGGAAAAGCUGGUAAGUCUACCGGAAACUACCGGGGAGGGUGAUAAGCUGUUACAAUGUUUGGAUGGCAUGUUGACCCAAUUUUCGCUUGGCUGGCUGCGUCACCGUGCUGCUACGAAUCGCACGCCUCGUUUCCACCUCGGGGUUGAACAACUGAAGCGUGUAAUUAGUGCAGAACAGAACAGCGUUACCAUAAGGACAGUGAACCGUCAGCGUGGUUCGAAUGCAUCACAACCUGACGGCGCCGGUAUUAUCCCCUUACUUCCAAUUGUCUAUGAAACCACAAUCGGUGCAGCGAAGAGCCGAUCCAUAGCACGUGGGGCUUUUAGUACUCUCUAUGCUGUGGCGGUAGAGGGAGGCAGCAUCAGAGGUGGGGAUGCGGUGGUGCUCGGUUUCAGCGAUUACGUCCAGUUGUGUAUCCUUGAGGAUGCAGGCAUGAUGAGUAGCGUUUGUUAUUCGGAAGGUAAUGAGAAUGGGGAUGGGUCCAGCGUGGCAUCCAGCAGCAACGAGCGUGAGUUUAAGUUUAGUCUUGAUAGUUUUAACAGUUGUAUUCCUCUAAUUUAUGUUACCGAUGCCCUUGGUGAACUGAUGCUGCAAGGAGAGGACGGAUCGGUGACGUCGGCAGUGCAGCCAAAUAUUGACAUCAGCAACUUUCCGUUAGAUACUCCGGUGCACCACCUUGUCUUACAGGGGGAUGAAGUAGAAAAUUGGUUGUCACAGUGGUUGACGGAAACGCACGCUUUCUCACAUGGUGUUCAAGGCGUCUUUGAGAAGCAAAUGGACCUGAUGCUUCGUACUGAAAGUGUUGGCAUUGGUGCAACACAUGAAGUUGAGGGUGAGGGGGCCAAAAUGGAAGGACGGGGGAAUGACGGUGAAAAAAAUGAAGAGAGAUCCCGAACAUUACCUUCCUUCGUAACCACGGCAACGGUGGCCAUGCCGUAA